Messenger RNA from Rhagoletis pomonella (apple maggot), 351 nucleotides. Its product is annotated as transcription factor Adf-1-like. Gene Ontology annotation, cellular component: nucleus; transcription regulator complex. Bases 11 to 337 code for a protein of 108 amino acids. Lineage: Eukaryota; Metazoa; Arthropoda; Insecta; Diptera; Tephritidae. Gene Ontology annotation, biological process: regulation of transcription by RNA polymerase II. The transcript is spliced from 2 exons. The record is from RefSeq and is a predicted model, not a curated record.
ACUAAGAAAAAUGACCGAUUUUGAUGAGUUAUUGAUUGAUGCGGUACGUCGCCGUGAUUUUUUAUAUGACAAAGCCAUGAAAGGCUUCAGGCUGCCUAAGUUGAAGACAGCGGGAUGGCGUGAAAUAGCUAACGAAGUUGGAGGCACUGAACAGGAAUGCAUGCGUAGUUGGGCAAGCCUACGAGACAGGUUUGGAAAGGAGUUGCGGCGCUUAGAAGCACCGUCUGGCAGCGGGGCCCCCAAAAUAGAGCCGUGGCCUCUCAUAGACAGUAUGAUGUUUCUGAGAGAACACGUUAAACCUCGAAGGCAUAUAUUUUGGUUUAAAAAAGUAUUCUAAAAAUAACUAACUUU